GAGAUCAGAACAGCAAAUGUGAGUCAGAUAAAAACAGAAUAAAACAAGAAAAACCAAACUGUGUCAGACUGAACAGACCCAGAGUAAAAACAUGGGUUUAAGUGGGACUUCAAACUGUCGGUGUUUGGAUCUGAUGUGAGGUAGGAGACGAUUCCAAAGCUUUGGUUCAGAAACAGAAAAGGAUCAGUCACCUUUGGAUUCAGUCAUUCCAUCGGUGCUGGAAUGGUUCUGGAUGAACCAUAACUGUGGACGGUAAAGGUGGGAUGUGUACCAAUAAAUCUGUGUGUUUUUGCCAUUUUAUUUAUAGUUACCAUAGCAACAGACCAUAAUGGGCGGAGCUGUGGUCGACGACGAACCCAGUGGAGUGAAGGCGCCGGACGGUGGGUGGGGUUGGGCGGUGCUGGCCGGCUGCUUCGUCAUCACAGGCUUCUCCUACGCCUUCCCCAAAGCCGUUAGCGUGUUCUUCAAGGAGCUCAUCCAUGAGUUUGACGUUGGUUACAGCGAUACAGCCUGGAUCUCCUCCAUCCUACUGAGCAUGCUCUAUGGCACAGGUCCGCUGUGCAGUGUGUUGGUGAACAAGUUCGGCUGCCGUCCGGUCAUGAUGGUCGGUGGACUGUUUGCGUCUCUGGGGAUGAUCCUGGCCUCCUUCGCUACAAACAUCAUCCAGAUCUACCUGUGCACUGGAGUCAUUACAGGUCUGGGUCUGGCGUUGAACUUCCAACCUUCUCUGGUCAUGUUGAACCGUUACUUCAGUGAGAAGCGUCCUCUGGCUAACGGGCUGGCGGCGGCCGGCAGCCCUGUGGCGCUGUGCUGUCUGUCUCCGCUGGGACAGAUUCUGCAGUACCACUACGGAUGGAGGGGGGGGUUCCUCAUACUGGGGGGCAUUCUGCUAAACUGCUGUGCCUGUGGGGGCUUAAUGAGACCCCUUGUACCCCCCAAAAAACCCCAGGAGCUGGAGGAGGGCGGUCCCACAGCUGCAGAGGCCAAGACCAGACCCAAGAAGAAGCUGUUGGACUUUGUUGUGUUCAAGGACAGGGGUUUUCUGGUGUACACGGUUGCGGCGUCCAUCAUGGUGCUGGGCCUAUUCGUGCCUCCUGUGUUCGUGGUCAGCUACGCUAAAUCGCUAGGCUACGAGGACACCAAGUCUGCUCUGCUGCUCACUACCUUAGGAGUGGUGGAUAUGUUUGCCCGCCCCAUCUGCGGACUCAUCGCAGGCGUAAAGUGCGUUCGUCCAAAGAGCGUGUACCUGCUCAGCUUCGCUAUGCUCUUCAACGGAUGCACUGACCUCAUCGGAUCACAGGCAAACACCUACGCAGGUCUGGCGGUCUUCUGUGUCUUCUUUGGGAUGUCCUACGGUAUGGUGGGAGCUCUGCAGUUUGAAGUCCUCAUGGCCAUCGUAGGAACAGAGAAGUUCACCAGUGCCAUCGGCCUGGUGCUGCUGAUGGAAGCCAUUGCUGUUCUGGUGGGACCACCUGGAGCAGGUCGCCUCUUGGACACCACACAUAAGUACAUGUACGUGUUCCUGCUGGCCGGAUGUGAAGUGGUGCUGUCGGCUUGUGUCCUCGCUCUGGGGAACUUCUUUUUCCUCAGAGGGAAAAAGGAUCCAGGGACAGAGAUGGCUCUGAGCACAACAGAAAUGGAGAGGCUGAACUGUGGCAAAGAUGUAGGAGGUGAAGGAGAUGAGAACCUGAGAGUCACAGAGAACGGAAGAGACACUGGUGUGGAAGGUGAUCAACGGGGGAAGCAGGUGGACGAGGACAGUGAGGAGAAGCCGGCCACGUCGCUAUGAAAAUACGACCACAGACGAGAACCAGUCCUGAAGGUCUUCUGCAGCCGAGAGGGCGACAAAUAAAUAUCCAACAGGACCACACAGCUGGGGCUUUCCUUGGACGCACUUUGGUUUGUUUGUUGUUUUCAUAGGUGUGUUUGAAAGAGUAGAGGGCGCCACUGAGCUUCUGGAUUUGCUGAUUUAGCGGAGUACACACAUAAAGAUAAUCAGGCUGUUUUUGUCCUGAUUUUGCCCCUUCCCGACACCAGAUUAUUUUAUGUCUUAUCAGAUUCUCCUGUGGUCUGAGGUGUGUUAAGAGUCAAUUUGUCCCGAGAAUCAGCCCCGAAACAGGUUGGGGCCGACAACUUGUUCAGUAUUUACGACCAGAAAUCUUCACAGGUGUGGGGAAAGCCGACAACUCCAUAGUCACGUGGAACGGAAUGUAGCCGAUCAAGAAGUGAGCUGACUGAUAAACAAGAAAGCAGACGUAAAUAAAAAUAAGCAUGGCCGAUCUGAAACAGAAAGUGGAUUUUUCCUUCAAAAAUAGUCCCAAGAACCGUCAUCAUUCCCUCCCCUCGUAUGUCUUCUUCUGUGUUGCGUAGGGAUGGGAAUUUAACGAUUCCGAUUCCAUUAUCGAUUUUGCUUAUCAAUCCGAUUCCUUAUCGAUUCUCUUAUCAGUUCUUAUUGGGUGAAGGAAUAAAAGAGUAUAAACGGGUGUGUUUGCGUUAACUGUCUUUUAUAUUUCCAUCUGCACAGAAAAUAUAACAUAUACAGUAUGGACAAAUAAUAAGAACAGAUGACGCCAGCCUGGUUUAGAGGGUGGGGGGAUGGACUUAAAGGUGGGGUCUGAGAUGUUUUUCUGGUGCAUUUUUUAUUAUAUUCCUUAAAAUCCCCUUCACACCCCGAUUACAACUAAUUAAUUAAAUGCUCUAACACAAAAAUUUAAAAAAAAUCAGUCACCUGUGGAAUGGACAGGACUGAAGAAACAUCAUUUUGAGCGCCACUCGAAAUUAUUGAACAAUGAUAUGUCUUAUCAAACUCAACUGCCAUUUACCCCUCCCCCCUUCCCCCCUCAGCGCGUACCCCUCUUUGAGUAUGACUCAUGCGUUCCCAGAAGCUGGAGUGAUUGUACAGGAAGCGUAGCCAGAACCUGGCUAUAUUAGUUCUAUUAGGAUGGAAAAUUCACCGGCAAACUGUUUAGUGACUAACAUAAACCACUAGGAAAUGUAACAGUCACAUAGGUCUGAACUGGGGCUGUUCUGGAGGAGCGGGGUGUUAGAGGAAACUGAAUGAGGUAUGCAUUGGAUACGCCGGCUGGAGGCUCAGCCGGGGCCAUAGUCGGGGUAGGAGUCCGAGGCGUACGGGAGCGAAGCAGGGGACGGAGCCUCAGCCGGUGUCGGACCGGACCGUAGACGGCGUCAGAGCCUGACCCGGGUACAGAGCAGAGCCUCAGCCAGGGAACUGUUGCUGUGCAGCGCUCGUGAACCCUCAGGAACAAGCAUUGCACGUGCAACUACUCUGGAGGCGUGGCUUCGGAGGGACGUCUGAAGAAAGGGGUUUGGACUUUUGAACUGAGUACUUUCAAAAUGUAGCUUGCUCGAACCGUUUUCUAAGAUCUCAGACCCCACCUUUAAGACACUUUACUAAUUCCUCUAUGUCUCCCGAUGUUGUCCACCUUGUUUCCUUACCCCUACCUUCGGAAACUUUUAUUUGAGGGGGCAGGACUUUUUGUUGCCCGCACUGUAACCUCCCUGGUGUUCACUCUGCCGCUAGAUUUACAAG
Messenger RNA from Sphaeramia orbicularis (orbiculate cardinalfish), 3550 nucleotides. Its product is annotated as monocarboxylate transporter 4-like. The transcript has 5 exons. Gene Ontology annotation, cellular component: basolateral plasma membrane. Gene Ontology annotation, biological process: transmembrane transport; monocarboxylic acid transport. The coding region runs from base 329 to 1789 and encodes 486 amino acids. The record is from RefSeq and is a predicted model, not a curated record. Gene Ontology annotation, molecular function: lactate:proton symporter activity. Lineage: Eukaryota; Metazoa; Chordata; Actinopteri; Kurtiformes; Apogonidae.